AUGGUCCUCUGCCCGACCCAACCCUGAUACGUGCCAAUGUGCCAAACCAGAUGAUGAAUCGUAUGCAAGCACAGCCAGGAAUGAAUCAGUUUGGCCAGAUGAACAUGCAGCUGUCACCGAUGGGACCCCGGCAAACCCCUCCUCUUCAGCACCCUGGACAGCUAAGCCAGGCUGGGGCCAUGAACCAGAUGGGGUUUCCUUCACGUAUGCAGCAGCCAGGAGUUGGCCAGCCUUCUGGUCAGAAUCAGUUUCUACAACAGGCCCAGUUCCCUGCUUCUUCCCCAGGAAUGAACGCAGCGAGCAUGCCUAUGACUCAGCCUGGCAAUCAGACACCAGUGUCUCAAGCACAAAUGACCAGCGCUUCCUGUCCUGUGAAUUCUCCUGCAAUGGCUCCAGGUUCUCAAGGGAGCCACAUUCACUGCCCACCUCUUCCACAGCCUCCCAUGCACCGAAAUUCUCCUUCUCCAGUACCUAGCCGAACCCCAACACCUCACCACACGCCCCCAGGCUUGGGUUCACAGCAACAGCAGGCAGCAGCUGCCACCACUGCCCCCACACCUACUCCUCAGGCAAUGCCACCUGGACCGCAGUCGCAAACUAUGCACCCCCCUCAAAGGCAGACUCCAACACCUCCGCAGGCACAGCUGCCUCCACAGGUCCAGCCUCCAGUUCCAGUUACUCCUUCUGCGGAGCAACAGCAGCAGCCCUUGUCACAGCAGAGCACGACUGCAUCUGUUCCCACACCAACAGCACCCCUGCAGCCUCAGCACCCCACAACACCUCUUUCACAGCCAGCUGUAAGCAUUGAUGGGCAGGUAUCCAACCCCCCAUCUACCAGCAGCACAGAGGUGAACUCUCAGCAGACUGUUCCAGAGCAGCAGCAGCCCCCUUUACAGGAAGUGAAAAUGGAUAUUAAAACAGAUGAAGGGGAACCAGAACAAACAGAGCUGCAAAUGGAGGAGAAGGCUGAGGUUAAAGUAGAACCAGUCGUGGAGGAAUGUAAACCAGACCCAAUGGAACAAGAAGAGAAGAAAUCCGAAGUGAAGACUGAAAUACCAGAGGGGGAAGAAAGACCAACUACUCCAGCUACCCAGUCUUCUCCGGCAGCUGGGCAGUCCAAGAAAAAAAUUUUCAAGCCAGAAGAGUUGCGGCAGGCGCUUAUGCCAACACUGGAGGCACUUUACCGUCAGGAUCCAGAGUCUCUUCCCUUUCGACAGCCUGUGGAUCCCCAACUACUAGGAAUUCCUGAUUAUUUUGACAUCGUGAAGAACCCCAUGGACCUCUCUACUAUCAAGAGGAAGCUAGACACGGGGCAGUAUCAGGAGCCCUGGCAAUAUGUAGAUGACAUCUGGCUCAUGUUCAAUAACGCCUGGCUGUAUAACCGCAAGACGUCCCGGGUCUAUAAGUACUGUUCCAAACUGGCAGAGGUGUUUGAGCAAGAAAUUGAUCCAGUUAUGCAGAGCCUUGGUUACUGCUGUGGGAGAAAGUUGGAGUUCUCGCCACAGACUUUGUGUUGCUAUGGCAAACAGCUAUGCACAAUCCCUCGAGAUGCCACUUACUACAGUUACCAGAACAGGUAUCAUUUCUGUGAGAAGUGCUUCAACGAAAUCCAAGGGGAGAGCGUUUCUCUGGGAGAUGACCCAUCACAACCUCAAACCACGAUAAACAAAGAACAGUUUUCAAAAAGGAAGAAUGAUACACUGGACCCUGAACUAUUUGUUGAAUGUAUAGAGUGUGGAAGAAAAAUGCACCAGAUCUGUGUUCUUCAUAACGAGAUAAUUUGGCCCUCUGGCUUUGUCUGUGACGGCUGCCUAAAGAAAACAGGACGAACCAGGAAAGAGAACAAAUUCUCUGCUAAAAGGUUACCGGCGACAAGGCUUGGUACCUUCUUGGAGAACAGAGUCAAUGAUUUCCUGAGACGACAGAAUCACCCUGAGGCGGGAGAGGUUACGGUGAGGGUGGUACACGCCUCUGACAAAACUGUCGAAGUAAAACCGGGAAUGAAAGCAAGGUUUGUAGACAGCGGAGAGAUGGCUGAGUCCUUCCCCUACCGAACAAAAGCGCUUUUUGCCUUUGAGGAGAUUGAUGGCGUAGACUUGUGCUUCUUCGGGAUGCAUGUGCAGGAGUAUGGCUCAGACUGUCCUCCACCCAAUCAAAGGCGGGUGUAUAUAUCGUACCUUGACAGUGUUCACUUCUUCCGCCCCAAAUGCUUGAGGACUGCCGUCUAUCACGAAAUACUCAUUGGGUAUCUAGAAUACGUCAAGAAACUAGGGUAUACUACUGGACAUAUCUGGGCAUGCCCGCCUAGUGAAGGAGAUGACUACAUCUUCCACUGCCAUCCUCCUGACCAAAAGAUACCCAAACCCAAACGACUGCAAGAGUGGUACAAAAAGAUGCUGGACAAAUCUGUGUCGGAGCGCAUUGUCCAUGAUUACAAGGAUAUAUUUAAGCAGGCAACGGAAGAUCGUCUAACAAGUGCAAAAGAGCUGCCUUACUUCGAAGGGGAUUUCUGGCCGAACGUUCUAGAGGAGAGCAUUAAGGAACUAGAGCAAGAGGAAGAAGAACGGAAGAGAGAAGAGAACACUAGCAAUGAAAGCACGGAUGUGAGCAAGGGAGACAGCAAAAAUGCCAAAAAGAAGAACAAUAAGAAGACGAGUAAGAACAAAAGCAGCUUGAGUCGUGGCAAUAAGAAGAAGCCUGGCAUGCCCAAUGUGUCCAAUGACCUCUCCCAAAAGCUGUAUGCCACUAUGGAGAAGCACAAGGAGGUCUUCUUUGUCAUCCGUCUCAUUGCUGGCCCCGCAGCCAACUCCCUGCCCCCCAUCGUUGAGCCUGACCCACUCAUUCCAUGUGACCUGAUGGAUGGGCGCGAUGCUUUCCUAACCCUUGCUAGAGACAAGCACCUGGAGUUCUCCUCGCUACGAAGAGCCCAGUGGUCAACCAUGUGCAUGCUGGUGGAACUGCACACCCAGAGCCAAGACCGCUUUGUUUACACCUGCAACGAGUGCAAGCAUCAUGUGGAGACCAGAUGGCACUGCACUGUUUGUGAGGAUUAUGACUUGUGCAUCACCUGCUAUAACACUAAAAACCAUGACCACAAGAUGGAGAAAUUAGGCCUCGGUCUAGACGAUGAGAGCAACAACCAGCAGACUGCGACCACCCAGAGCCCCGGCGACUCCCGCCGACUGAGCAUUCAGCGCUGUAUCCAGUCUCUGGUCCAUGCCUGCCAGUGUCGUAAUGCCAACUGCUCCCUGCCCUCCUGCCAGAAGAUGAAACGGGUUGUCCAGCACACCAAAGGCUGCAAGCGCAAAACCAACGGCGGGUGCCCCAUCUGCAAGCAGCUCAUCGCUCUCUGCUGCUACCACGCGAAGCACUGCCAGGAGAACAAGUGUCCGGUGCCCUUCUGCCUCAACAUUAAACACAAGCUCCGUCAACAGCAGCUUCAGCACCGCCUGCAGCAGGCGCAGAUGCUCCGAAGGAGGAUGGCGAGCAUGCAGCGGACCGGCGUGGUUGGCCAGCAGCAGGGCUUACCCUCGCCC
Eurypyga helias (sunbittern) is the source of this 3536-nucleotide messenger RNA. RefSeq names its product histone acetyltransferase p300-like. NCBI's taxonomy places the organism in Eukaryota, Metazoa, Chordata, Aves, Eurypygiformes, Eurypygidae. The transcript has 21 exons. Gene Ontology annotation, cellular component: histone acetyltransferase complex; transcription regulator complex. The annotation marks the transcript as partial. The record is from RefSeq and is a predicted model, not a curated record. Gene Ontology annotation, biological process: positive regulation of transcription by RNA polymerase II. Gene Ontology annotation, molecular function: transcription coactivator activity; protein binding; histone acetyltransferase activity.